CAUUUCAGAGACGGAUGUUCCCUGUCCUCAAGAUUAGUGUCACGGGGCUGGACCCCAAUGCCAUGUACUCCCUCCUGCUGGAUUUCGUCCCCACGGACAGUCACCGCUGGAAGUACGUCAAUGGGGAAUGGGUGCCCGCAGGCAAGCCAGAGGUCUCCAGCCACAGCUGCGUGUACAUCCACCCGGACUCCCCCAACUUCGGGGCGCACUGGAUGAAAGCGCCCAUCUCCUUCAGCAAAGUGAAACUGACCAACAAGUUCAAUGGAGGUGGGCAGAUAAUGUUGAAUUCUCUGCAUAAAUAUGAACCCCAGGUUCACAUAGUGCGCGUUGGAGGUGCCCAUCGAAUGGUGAUGAACUGCUCCUUCCCUGAAACCCAGUUCAUAGCUGUGACGGCCUAUCAGAACGAGGAGAUCACAGCUCUCAAAAUCAAGUACAACCCCUUCGCCAAAGCCUUCUUGGACGCCAAGGAGAGGAAUCACCUUAAAGACGUUCCGGAAGCUGUCUCCGAGAGCCAGCAUGUGGCCUACUCUCACUUGGGAGGCUGGAUCUUUUCCAAUCCAGAUGGAGUGUGUGCAGCAGGAAAUGCCAAUUACCAGUAUGCUACCCCCUUGCCUCUGUCUGCUCCCCACACCCACCAUGGCUGUGAGCACUACCCUGGCCUCCGAGGGCACCGGCAGGCUCCCUACCCUUCGGCCUACAUGCAUAGAAACCAUUCUCCCUCAGUGAAUUUGAUAGAAAGCUCCAGCAAUAACCUGCAAGUUUUCUCCGGAGCUGACAGCUGGACUUCCUUGUCCUCCACACCCCACACCAGCAUCCUGUCCGUACCCCACACCAGCGGGCCAAUCAACCCAGGGCCUAGCCCCUACCCGUGCCUGUGGACCAUCAGCAACAGUGGCGGGGGCCCGGCCGGGCCCGGCCCAGACGUGCACGCCAGCUCCCCGGGGGCGUUUCUUCUGGGGAGCCCAGCUGUGACUUCGCCCCUCUCUGCCCAGGCACCCACUUCGGCGGGAGUGGAGGUUCUGGGGGAGCCCUCGCUGACCAGCAUCGCCGUGUCCACCUGGACAGCGGUGGCCUCACAUCCCUUCUCGGGCUGGGGUGGCCCGGGAGGGGGAGGGCGCCAUUCUCCUUCCUCACUGGAUAGUUAGGCAGGAUCCCAGGGAAGGUGUCAGCGGAGAACCUUCUCCGUAUAGAGCAUUUAGAAAGCCCAUCUACUGAUUCGAGUGACUUAGACUGCAGGGUCUCCUCACCCAGUGAGCUGGAGGGUGGGGUGGGUAACGGGAGGGGCUUUAGUUUGCUGAUGCUCCCUGAUUUCUUUUCGCACUUCCCUUUUUCUCUGCAGCUCAUCUGUGACGUGCUUAGGUAACCAGGGUUCAUGGAGUACCUUCCUUGGCCCUGCCCCUUACUUUCAGAUGAUUCUAGAAGGCCCCACUUCCUGUUCUGUGGAGGUGAUGCAAAGCUGUUAAGUGAGCUCCGAGUUGGCCUGACUAAGGCUUCCUAGCCUUGUGCAGCCCUGGAGAGUAUCUGUGGCCACAGGGCUUCUGCUUUGAGACCACGAGAGGGUGUAAGUCCCCAGAGUAAAGUUUUCAAACAUAGAGCUAAUCAUGUAUUACAGCAAUGUGCCUGGAAUUGAGGAAAUGAGAUCAUGUCCUUCCCUCACUCCGAAACCUUCUAUGGCUCACCAUUGCCUACAGAACGAAGUCAUACCUCCUGACUACAAGGACACCCCCCCACCAUCUAGGCUCAAACCACAUUUCCAGCUUCUGUUCCCUUCAUCAUCAGUGUACUUUCCCACCUCUAUGCUGUCCCCGUGCCUGAAACACCCUUCUCUGUUCAGUCCCACCUGUGUGAGGCCUGCCCAUCCCCCGGGGACUGGCCGAAGCGCCACGGCCGCAUCAAACACCUGACACGCGUCAGUACACGUGACCUUGCCCGGCUGCCUGCCGUCCCACAGGUAUUGCCUCUGUUAUUGAGCUUGCCCCAUUCUGCCUGGUGUUCUUGUUACCUGUGAGUGUGUCUGUCUCCCACUAGACUGUGAGCCCCCUGAGGGUGAGGACCAUUCUUGUCUUUGUACCCACAGCACCUGGCGCUGUGCCUAGUCUAUCGUCAGUGCCCAAUAAAUUGACCGAGUGCAAUUGCUGUGCAAUGCGCAUGUGCUAAUACGACAGCCCCGUGGGGCCCGCUGGGAGGCAGAGCUCGGACACACACGUCUGUCGGUGUUGGGAGCCCAGAACACGCUGGGUGUUUCCCCGGGGUCCCUGUCUGAGGCACAGCCAAUCUGCAGGGAUUGGCGACCUGGAGACAGUGUGGGCUAGAGUGGUUACUUCCAAAUAUCGGUCCUUGGAUCCCCGGUGCCCGGCUCCCCAGGAGCACCUGUUAGAAACACAGAUUCCUGGGCACACUGCAUCCCUAGGGGAUCAGAAUCUUUACGGCUGGUGUCCAGGCAUGUCAGCAGGUGCUCCAGACGACAGUCGCAGAGCCACGUUUGGAACCGACUUGCCUGGAAUAGAGAAAGGAGUUAUCAAUCUCGUAGGAACCUCAUUGCAGAUGAGUUUCGACCUCUGCCCCAGGCAAGGUUGUUUCUACAGCAAUCACGUAGCCAGUGAGCAAAGUCACCGUUUCCUUGGUUUGCCUUUUUCCUCUUCUGCCGCUGCUGGAUGUGCUGAUAACUAUGGGAGUGAAGUUUCCAGACCUGCGUGAUGCGUAGCUCUCCCGGACCAUUAUCAUGCAGUGCUGACGGAGCGGUCACGGGGUGGGGGGGGCAUCCCUGAGGGAGUGGAAGAAGGUUCUGCUUGGACCCUGGGAGUGGUUCAGUGGCUCCCACGCAAGCCCACCACACGCCAAGCCUUAGUCUGGGGUGUCCAGAUGUGACACCAUAGCAUCCUUGGCUCUUUCCACAGGGAAGGGUCCUUUACCAUGCUGUGGUUAGCACUCCCUGAUCUUUCUGUGCCAUUCCAUUUUUGGACUCAGCUCUGGGAACAGUGCCACUCCAGCCACGUGGUGUCCCGGGAAGCCACUGGACACUCUCAGGGCUGCCUGCCCAGCGCUCCAGGUCCCUAAUUGACGUAUGAGUGACUGAGGCUCAAAGGACCAACACGGCCACUCUUUGCAAAGCUGCCUGCUUAGCACAUCCCUGAGGCAGGAGUGUUUUCAGUCCCCUAGUUCACCUGUGACUGCGUCAGAGGCCAUUAAGAUAUUAAUAUAUUAGCAUGUCUGCAAGAUGCUAUUUUGGUUAAGUUUUAAAAAGUGGCCAUUUCUUAUUCUGUUAGAAAUUCAGGCUACGGCAGCCUCCAGCUGCCCCGCAGGCCAGGCGUAGGGUCCGCACUGGGCACCAAAGCCGUGAGUCACGCACCCGAGCUCAGCAAGCACGAUUACGUCCAUGAACCUGUCUCCAGUCUUGCCCCUUCUGCCCACCUCCCCCCAGCCUGGAGCGGACGGGAAACGUGGCCCAGGUCCGAGAACAAAAAGAAGG
Ailuropoda melanoleuca (giant panda) is the source of this 3469-nucleotide messenger RNA. RefSeq names its product T-box transcription factor 19 (gene TBX19). Gene Ontology annotation, cellular component: nucleus; chromatin. Lineage: Eukaryota; Metazoa; Chordata; Mammalia; Carnivora; Ursidae. The transcript has 8 exons. The record is from RefSeq and is a predicted model, not a curated record. Gene Ontology annotation, biological process: regulation of transcription by RNA polymerase II; mesoderm formation; cell fate specification. Gene Ontology annotation, molecular function: DNA-binding transcription factor activity, RNA polymerase II-specific; RNA polymerase II cis-regulatory region sequence-specific DNA binding. Bases 15 to 1145 code for a protein of 376 amino acids.